Messenger RNA from Macrobrachium nipponense, 2448 nucleotides. RefSeq names its product proton-coupled folate transporter-like. Gene Ontology annotation, molecular function: transmembrane transporter activity. Gene Ontology annotation, biological process: transmembrane transport. Gene Ontology annotation, cellular component: membrane. Lineage: Eukaryota; Metazoa; Arthropoda; Malacostraca; Decapoda; Palaemonidae. The coding region runs from base 281 to 2068 and encodes 595 amino acids. The record is from RefSeq and is a predicted model, not a curated record. The transcript has 6 exons.
CCGAUGUCCACAUGAAGGACAUGAGUAUAAAAGUGUAUGCUAUUGUCCCUUGGCUUCAGUCACGCGUUGGAUGGCUCCGAUUCAGCUUAAAAUGGCUGAUGGAGUGAUAGAUUCGGAGCAUUCUGGAUGGUGACAGCACGGGGACGAGUUCAACAUAGCAUCUACUGAAGUGGUUUAAUUCCGAGUGCAUUUGUCAUGGGACUCUUCGUUCGCGAAAUGAGUGUCUGAUUGGCGAUAUUUAUAUCGAAGCUUCAGGAUUAUUCACCAUUGCAGUGCAAAUAUGAUUGUGUUGAACUCUUUCCACGUCAAAGCUAGGGCCGCCCUCACAACGGCGUUUUCAUCGAUGACGGUGGAACCGCUGAUGUUGCUGGAUGGUUUAGCUUUCUCCAACAUGCACGUCUACAUCGAGAACCUUCAGAUGGAUCGGGUGUGUCGAGUGAACGCAGGAUAUUCGGAGGAGGUGUGCCACGCACUCAAGAAGUACCCCGAGGCCAGCGUUGAAGUGCAGCGGAAAUACAGUGUCUUUGCAUUGUACAAUGGCAUCAUCGCUGCAGCUUUGCCUCUCUUCUUCAUCCUGUUUAUGGGCGCUUGGAGUGACAAAUAUGGCAGGAAAGUUCCUCUCGUGGCUGUUCAAAUUGGUCAUCUCCUGCACGCUGGGGGCUAUCUGCUCGCUUCUCUGGAAUCGACGUGGCCGGCCGAAUUCUUCCUUCUGGUAACACUUCUUGAUACUUUAGGAGGAGGCGCCGUGUCAUUUCUCACUGUAGCCAAUUCGUAUAUAAGUGACGUGUCAUCAAAAGAGUCACGGACAUCAAGAGUUGGGUUGGUGAACGGCAUCUGGUUUCUCGGCGGCCCCGCAGGAACCAUACUGGGAACAUACAUCUACAGCAAAGGCGGUUACCAUCCUCUCUUCGCUACCUCACUCAUCUUCUCUCUGAUGGCCGUCAUCUAUAUCAUCGCCUUCCUUCCAGAGAGUCACGGGCCUUUCCUCUCGAAGGCUCGAGUUGGAGUCCCCCCCCAUCAGAAAGCUGUGCUGGCGGAAAGAAAGAGCGCAACCGCCGCCGUCUAUCGUUUCGAAUCCAAGGUGACUGAAGAUGCCAACCUUUCUCUGAGAGUUAUGAUCAAGGACUUCUUUAACCCUCAGCGCAUCAUCGACAGCUUCAAGUCAACCUUGAGGAAACGAGAGGGAAACACUCGAGCGCUCAUUCUGCUGCUGAUCCUCACGAGUCUCCUGAGGAGGCUCGCUAGAUCCCCCUAUGUUUUUGCGUUUACCCGCCACGAGUUAGGCUGGACAGCAUCGGAUUACAGCAUAUGGGUCACUUAUAAGAAUCUUGUGGCUACCACAGGAUCCCUCGUUGCUGUGCCUCUUCUCAGUGGUCGUUUUAAGGUGUCUGACAACAUUUUGGCGACGAUCGGCGCCUUGUCUGGUGUUAUUGAGUAUAUUGUCUACGGAUGUGUAUCGGAAACUCAGAUAAACCUUAUUUGGAUUGCUCCAGUCGCUGCGUUGCUUCUGAACGCGUGCGCCAUCGCCCAGAAGUCCAUGAUGACAAAGAUCAUCAACAAAGAUGAAAUUGGAAAAGUAUCUGCAGUUUUUGGGGCCCUGGAGGGCAUGAUGCCUAUGGUAAAUUCAGCUUUUUACACGGCCGUUUACCACUCCACCGUCAGCUCGUUUCCCGCCGCCCACUUUUUCGUUGGAGCGGCCAUCAGCACCCUCAUGAUGGCCUUGUUCGCGAUUAUUGCCAUCGACCGAAGGCGCCCCAGAGAGCUGGAAGAGGGAAAUAACCUUCUAGAAACCGUUAGCCCAAUUCCAGUAGAGAAGACGCUUUCAGUUGAAGCUGCUCCCAGUCAAUCUGGAGUGACUGAUGUAUCCGUCACGAUAGCGCACGAUGUAAGAAGAUCUGGACUCCAGCAAGAAAUUCCAGCUAUCGAUAAAGCUGACACGGAUGAUUGGGAGAGUACAAAAAAUGCAGGACUGGCAGCGAUACCUUGGCCAAAGAGAAUCUUUCAAAGUGUCAAGAUCUUCCUGGGAAUGUUUCAGAAGAGAAAUUCUCGUGAGGCUGCUUGGGUCUAGAUAAACUCACUGUUCACGGAGCAAUGCAAUGCACACGGAAUCCAGAUGGAAAAUUUGUUGCCAGGAGAGAAGAACUCAUUCUGUCAAAAUAGCCAGUUGCUAUGAAUUAUUAUAGAUCGGAUACUGAACUCAGGAGAAAAUUAAUCUUACACCCUUAAAACGGACGGUAAAGUCGUCGAACUAAGUUGUACCAAAGAAAUAUCCGUUCCUGUGAUAUAUAUGUGUCGAUAUAUUUAUUAUGAUUAUUAAUUUAUUAGAGCAGUGGAUUCACUGCAUGUUGUGAGUUCACUUUCAUGAGUUAUUGUUAGUGAACGUUUUCUAAAUGUUUUACCUUUUAUCUUCGCAGUAUUAUCAUACAAUAAAAAAACUAAUCAUUCCAA